AUGCCCGAUGCCUACAAGCGCCUCUCUUUCCCAGGCCGCUCACACUCUCCAAGAAGCUCGUCCAAAUCUCUCGCACAUCAAUCUGCUACGCUCGAUGUUGUGAUUGAAUCUCCUCCAUUGGUCUUCUAUGGGCCCGCAGAAUCCAGCUCUGGCGCAUUACUGUCGGGUCAAAUCGUCCUUAAUGUCCACGACGAGGCGUUGCCGAUUGAUUCGUUUAAGAUGCGAUUGGCGCUGGAGGUGACAAGGAAGAAGCCGUUCCACGCACACUGCCAGGAUUGCAUGCAUCAAUCAACUGAUUUGACGACCUGGAAUUUCCUCCCAGGCCCUGCAACUCUACGGAAGGGUGAACAUAGCUUCCCAUUCAGCUUCUUGCUACCCGGCAGCCUCCUCGUCACAGUCAAGAACGGUCUCUCUAUAAUAGAUUAUGUCCUGAGAGCAACCCUGUCUCCUAAGGUGGGCGAGCCUCUGAAGCUAUCCCAUGUCCUCAAUGUUAAGCGAGCGAUAUACCCCUCCGAGUUACCCCGCCACUCCAUCCGCAUUUUCCCUCCUACGAAUCUCACAGCGAACUGCACGCUACCAGCGGUUAUACACCCCAUUGGUGAGACUACCGUACAUAUGCGCAUGGAUGGUAUCUUGCAACGAAAUACAGAGACCAAAACUCUGACACAGUGGAAAUUGAAGCGAUUGACAUGGCGUCUGGACGAGACGCAGAAGGUUAUAUCACCUGCAUGUACGAAGCAUGCUGCGAAGUUUGCCAACCCUGAAGAAGCCAAGAAGGGUGUGGCACAUCAGGAGGUCCGAACACUAGGUACAGAAGAGCUCAAGUCCGGAUGGAAGUCAGACUAUAGUGGAGCAGAUGGUACCAUUGAAAUGGAAUUUCCAUUUGGGAUCAAAGCCAACAGCAAUCCGAUCUGCGAUAUGAAGGCCGACGAUGGAACCGAGGUUUCACAUGUCCUGAUCGUGGAGAUGAUCGUUGCGGAGGAAUUUGCACCUCUUAAGAGGCCCAGUCAGCUCACACCAACAGGCGCUGCCAGAGUUCUGAGGAUGCACUUUAACAUCACGGUUACAGAGAGGGCAGGCCUAGGAAUAUCUUGGGACGAGGAACAACCACCCACCUAUGAGAAUGUUCCAGCUAGUCCUCCUGCCUAUAUAACGGCGAAGCUGUACGAUGGAGAACCAAUCCCAGACUAUGAGGACCUGUCUCUGGAUCACACUGUCGACGGUGCAUCUGAAAGAAAUGCUACUGCGGUCAGCGCUCCUACCGGUUCUGGACACUCCACCUGA
Molecule: messenger RNA, 1284 nt
Organism: Amorphotheca resinae ATCC 22711
Lineage: Eukaryota; Fungi; Ascomycota; Leotiomycetes; Helotiales; Amorphothecaceae
Exons: 2
Coding region: 1-1284 (427 amino acids)
Biological process (GO): ubiquitin-dependent endocytosis
Cellular component (GO): plasma membrane; cytosol; cytoplasm
Molecular function (GO): protein-macromolecule adaptor activity; ubiquitin protein ligase binding
Source: RefSeq, a predicted model, not a curated record